This is a messenger RNA of Cryptococcus wingfieldii CBS 7118, 1041 nucleotides long. RefSeq lists its product as hypothetical. Bases 1 to 1041 code for a protein of 346 amino acids. NCBI's taxonomy places the organism in Eukaryota, Fungi, Basidiomycota, Tremellomycetes, Tremellales, Cryptococcaceae. The record is from RefSeq and is a predicted model, not a curated record. The transcript has 3 exons.
AUGUCACAAACGCUCAAACUGCCCGAUACCCCCCACCCCCAAUUCCUCAUCCCCAGUCCCCACACACUCCAUCACACCAGCCUUUCACCAUCCCCCUGCUCAUUCGCCUCCACGACAAAGGUCCCGAGGUGUUUGACACCUUACCCGACUCGGUUCUCGUACUCGCCGCUGUCUUCGCCGCUGACGGGGGUGAGCGGGGUUUCUUUGAGGUCGCCUGUUGUGGUGAGGGCUUCUUCGCCUCUUAGUGCUGUGGGGAUGGGUUUUGAGGGUGGUGACGGAGAGGAGGAAGAAGAUGAAGAUGAAGGCAGUGAUCUGGAACGGGAUGAGAGAACAACUGCCGCGACAAGAGUCUCUGCUCCCGUCCCAAUCACCCUCCCCACCACCCUCCCCCCAACCCUCAGAAUGUCCAAGCUCUCCUCCCUCUCCCCAUCAUCAUCCUUCAACACCCGCCGUCUGCCGCUUUCGCCUGUACCGCCGAGGAUGCUGAUGAAGCGCCGGACUACGCUGCCUUUUUAUGCUCCGAAUGAGGGUGUUGAUUCUCGGACGGGAAGGAAGAGUGGGUUUGGGGGGGUGGAGAGAAGAGGGGAGAAGGGGAAGGGGAGGAAGAAGGAGGAGAAGAGGCCCGAACCGCUUUCCUUACCAAAGCUCAAGCAAGCACGGGUACGGAUCCUUACUCCAUACCCUUCCCCCAGCCCUGUCACCCCUUCUCCAUCGUGGUGCUCGUCUGGUAUCUGGCCAGUGCCGUCACCUUCUCCGAUGAGCCUUGUCUUUGCAGACGAUUAUGCCGAUAUCCCCCCUGCCCCCGCUCCCUUGACUGAGUCGGAGGUGAAAAUGGGGAUGGGGAUUGUCACAAGUAUGAGCAAAGUCGACCUCCGUAUGAGGGACGACGAAGACGUGUAUACCCUCGUGCCCGCAUCAGAUCCACCUGUAACAGCGACAGGGGUACAGAGCGGCGGUGGGCUGUUGACGGCGUCGUUUGAGACGCCGAGAGUUGUUAUUAGUGGUGCUGGGGUGAAGUGUGGUGUGGGGCAUGUUGAUUAG